This is a messenger RNA of Cylicocyclus nassatus, 681 nucleotides long. NCBI's taxonomy places the organism in Eukaryota, Metazoa, Nematoda, Chromadorea, Rhabditida, Strongylidae. The record is from the annotation of a GenBank genome assembly.
AUGAAUGAUGGAUUAGAAAUGAGACUUCGUAACCUCAACGUUAGCAUGUUCGAAAACCUCGGCAGAUUCUGCGAACAGAGUGAGAUGAGGUCGAGAAAACGAAAAAGAACCACGUAUCUCGCAAAGUUGGAAGAAGCACGACGUCGAGGCAGCUGCUUGGUGUUCAUGGAUGAAACCUGGGUGUUUGAUUCCAUGACAAAGGACAAAGGAUGGAAUGAUAACACGAUCCCUCGCUUUGCCUCCGCCGAAGUGAUGCGAACGUACUCUUGUGGCAAAACGGUAGCAAAGGAUAAAGGGCGGAGGGCCAUCGUGAUAGGAGCGAUUACGGAUGAGGGCGCUGUGCCAGAGAGUACUAUGGUACCAACGAGAUCAUCGACGAAAUCCGAGAUUGAGACCUACCUCAGGGAUAAAGGAGUAGUGGUGCCCGAGAAUAGCAUGAAAGCAUACUUGGUGGAGGAGGUGAGAGCUAGUACCCAGUACAUGAGUGCUUUGCCGUCGUCACUUUGUCAAGAAUGGUUUCAUCAUGUCGCUAAAGAAGAGGACGCAACGAGACUCAAAAUAGCCAUAGACUUAGCUAACAGCCACAGCAUCAUUGAAACUAUAGAUUCUGAACUGUCGUCGUCCAGUGAUGGAGACCUCGAAUUGGAAGCCGAUGAGAAUGACCCUAAUCUUACCGAGUAG